Bombina bombina (fire-bellied toad) is the source of this 1548-nucleotide messenger RNA. It is a transcript of the gene COQ2, whose product is annotated as coenzyme Q2, polyprenyltransferase. Bases 113 to 1294 code for a protein of 393 amino acids. Lineage: Eukaryota; Metazoa; Chordata; Amphibia; Anura; Bombinatoridae. Gene Ontology annotation, cellular component: mitochondrial inner membrane. Gene Ontology annotation, biological process: ubiquinone biosynthetic process. The record is from RefSeq and is a predicted model, not a curated record. The transcript is spliced from 8 exons.
CUCAAAAAGAGAAGACAAUAAUGUCAUGGUUUGUAUUAAACAAAAUGACAUGAGCUCCUGUUUAAUCCUCAGAUCAUCCACCUACAACACUGUUUGAUGGACUGGGACCAACAUGAGGCUGACAUGUUACAGAAUGCUCCUGUGUACGUCAAUUCCUAGACAUAUUUACAGGCCUUCCACACAUUGCUUUAAAGGCUCAUGUGACUAUAACUCUCAAGAAUAUGAUCUCAAACAGUUGCCAUUGGUCAUGAACACCAGAUGUUUAUAUACUAACAAGUCAAUACAUUUUUGUCAGAGAAACUGGAGGUCCAGAGUGUACCAUAGUCCACCUUACAAAAUUCAUGAAUGGAAACGAUCACUUAGCUUUUCUGCUGCUGGUAUAGUGAAUUCAAUGCCAAAAAAUGUCCAGCCUUACCUGAGGUUAAUGAGACUGGAUAAACCAAUAGGCACCUGGCUGCUGUACUUACCAUGUACCUGGAGUAUUGCCCUUGCUGCUGUACCCGGCAAUCUCCCAGACCUAUCAUUGCUGGCCUUAUUUGGUACUGGUGCUGUUCUAAUGCGAGGGGCUGGCUGUACUAUCAAUGACAUGUGGGACAGAGACUUUGACAGAAAGGUAGAAAGAACUGCUAGUCGCCCCAUUGCAUCAGGGGACAUCUCUCAGUUUCAGUCAUUGGUGUUUCUUGGUGGACAGCUAAGUUUGGCUUUGUGUGUCCUAUUGUGUCUGAAUUAUUAUAGUAUUGCCCUGGGAGCAGCCUCCUUGUCCCUGGUAGUCACCUAUCCACUGAUGAAGAGGGUAACCUAUUGGCCACAACUUGUUUUAGGGCUUACGUUUAACUGGGGCGCCUUGCUUGGGUGGUCUGCUGUAAAAGGUUCCUGUGAUUGGUCGGUCUGCCUUCCCUUAUAUUUCUCUGGUGUCAUGUGGACUCUGAUUUAUGACACCAUCUAUGCACAUCAGGAUAAAAAGGAUGAUGUGUUUGUUGGUGUAAAGUCAACUGCCCUGAGAUUUAAUGAACAAACUAAACAGUGGCUGAGCGGUUUCAGUGUGGCAAUGCUUGGUGGGCUGACAUUAACAGGACUGAGUUGUGAUCAGACCUUUCCCUAUUACACUGCUGUUGUGCUCACUGGGGCUCAUCUUUUUUAUCAGAUAUAUACUCUAAACAUAGACAGCCCUGAAGACUGUUGGAAGAAGUUUAUCGCCAACCGCAAUGUGGGCUUAUUGCUUUUUGUAGGUAUUGUUCUUGGGAACUUGUGGAAAACACAAGACAAAGAUGAAUGCAAAGAAAACUGUUCAUGACCACAGAGAGACUGCAAUCUUUUGAACAGAAAACCUUAAAUCACUAUUUAUAUUCUUCACUGAGCAAUACGGCUUGUUUGUAUUUUAGAUUAAAAUGGACAUUGUUGGAAAUGUUGAAGCACAGAUUAUUAAAAACAGUACAAUAAACCACAAAGACUCAAAUACAUCUUUCCUAAUUCCUCAAACUGCUGCUGGAGGAACUUUAUUCUAUAUAUGGUGGGCAUGCCCCAAAAUAAAACCCUUCUGGAACUCUA